This is a messenger RNA of Naegleria lovaniensis, 3354 nucleotides long. RefSeq lists its product as uncharacterized. NCBI's taxonomy places the organism in Eukaryota, Heterolobosea, Eutetramitea, Acrasida, Naegleriidae. The transcript has 5 exons. The record is from RefSeq and is a predicted model, not a curated record. Bases 1 to 3354 code for a protein of 1117 amino acids.
AUGCUCAAGAAAUUGCUUCAAUUACAAUCGACACACGAUCUAAAAUUGGACUUAAGCUCUGAAUUUUUAACCAAAUAUCACAACUCCAACAAUGAAUUCGUAGAGACUACAAUGAAUGAAAUGAAAAGUAAUGUAGAGCAUCUGAAGAGCUCAGAAUCUUCCGUGACAGCAUCUUUAUUUUGGUUGAGCGUUUUUCACUGGGAAGUACUGCUAAAAACCUUCAAUAAUGGCUCAGAAAAGGAUUACUUUUUACAUUGCGAGCAUUGUCAAAUGAGUCACUAUUUGAAGAAGGCGAUUCGUGGACGUUUAUUAACCACUGAGGAGCCAUUGAAUCCUGCAGCCAUGCAUCGAUGGUGGUGUCCCUGCGUACAUCACAACAAACUCUUAACAGAUUAUGAGCAGAUUAAUGAGGAUGAAGAAAGCAAGUUUUAUUCUAAAAGUCUCAUAAAACGACAACUGAAUGAGCUCCCUGGAUGGAGUCAAAUGUUGGACUCUCUUAAGCAAGACAGCAAAAUCUCGAAUCAACACGCUGGGAUUGGUUUGGCUCUACUAAAUCAUGAACAUUUGCCCAAUGAAUAUGAUGCCUCUCUUCUAGUGAAGAACAUUUUACAAAACUCACUGAGCUCAAUAUUCGUCUCUGAGAAUGAACGGAGGCAAUGGUUGAGGAAGCAAUAUGAAAACCCCAAUGAAACGAGGGAAGGCAAGGUAGCUGUUCUCGCAUCUAAGCAAGAUGCAAAUGAUUUGCAACCAUCUCUCGAAACAGUAGUUCCUCGCGUGGAACAUCCAACAGCUCCAGAAGCAACCAGCUCCACUAGUGGCAGCAAUAAGGAAGAUUCUGAACCUUCCCCAACAACGAUGACUACAGUCAGUCCUGUACAAACGCCAACAACUGUAGAGGCCCCAACAACAGAUCAACCACCACAUGUACAUACCAGCAGUGACGUCACACGAUCAACUUCCCAUGAAAGCCUCGUAAUCAAAGAUCCAAUGUCGUUUUCAAUUAAUUUGGCACCGCGUACUCCAACCACACAAUUGGAAUCUUCCUUCAUCAGUCCUUUCUCUACAACCACAAAUUAUCAAGAAAUGGGAACUGCGUCUCUAACACGGGCGGAUAAGGAAGGUAUUCAAUCGCCAUUAUCAGGUCCUCAUGCAACUGGAAUUUACUUCUCCAACAACAGCAACUUCUUCACUGCCCAGACACUCGAAGAACCCUAUACUUUGUCGCCUCCCAUGGUUGCAACCUCUCCAGCACUUGAUUUGUCAACCAAUGAUUCAGAAAUCACAAAUCAUCAAACAUUCACAGCAGACGACAUGUUGGAAACUAGAGAAACAAUGAUUGAAGAAGAUCAACAACUACCAAUGCAUGAGACAACUGCGGAAGCAUCCUCUGGUUUAUUAACACCAGUUAAGGCCGAUACUUUUAUUCAACUAGAGCCCUCCACAUCCCAUACAACACCCUCCAUUGCAUCCGUGUCUUCGCCUGUUCCAUCUAAUACCCUGGCAGUGACCACACCAACGUCAACCACAGCGAGAAAGGCUGAGAUUUCAACUACAACUCCCUCAAAACCUCCAUCCAGUAUUUCCUCCUCGUCGAAAACCACUAGUAGUAGUAGCAGCAGUAGUAGUAACACAACACCAAACAAAUUGACAAGCACUCCAAAAGAUUCAUCUCACAGCAGUGGUUCCACCUCAACGCCAAACAAAUCAAGAAAACAGCAAUCAACUCGACAAAGUUCAAAUAAGAAGCAAUCAACGCCCAAUUCAGACAAUACUGCGACAUUGUCAAAUACGCCAUCUUCCAAACAAUUUCGACAAUCUGGCAGCAACAAACAAGGCAACAACAAGAGCAUAAUUAUGGGACCAACAUUGUUGCCUCCUGCACAAUAUUCACAACGACAAAAGCAUCAUCAACAGAAAGCACCUUCCACAAUAAUCAUUUCUAACGACUUUCACAACAUGAUUAUACCAUCUCAGACUCGUCAAGAACAUCAUUCGCAGUCACCUUCCAGUAAGGAACCUGUCGUGCUCACCAACAGUAAAGCCAUUGAAUUGUUAUUUGGCAAUACUAACAGUGGCAGCAAUCAACACGUUCAGGGAUCCAUUCCUCCAUCUCUUCCUCUCUCUCAACAACAUUUGACAAAAGGAACAAAUCAUCAAUUGUCUCAUCAUCAUGAACCAAGUACAGCAAAACAUUCUCUUGCGCUCAUUGACGGUGUGAACAGCAGCAAUCUUGGUGGUUCACAACAUGCACCACUUGUUGAACAUCAUCAUCAACAUGCUACAACCACUUAUUCUGCAUCUUCGACACCAUUGCCUGCUACGAGUAGUGUAUUAUUGGAUUCACAGGACAACACUACUUUGCAUCAUGAUGGAUCACAACAACAGAUCGCUCACACAAUAUCCACGAGUUACAAAUAUGGCAAUUUUAGAGACCGUCCCAAUGAUUUUUAUCCUCCUCCUUCCAAUGAAUUACAUUCUCACUAUGGCUCUACCAUGUCUUCACUCAAAACUACGAGUAUUCACAACAACUAUGUAACAAGUACUACGACGAAUAGUAGUGGUCAUAGCCAUUCAAACAACAACUCUCCAUCGAGUCAACGUACCAAUCCUUUUCAUCAACAGGAAAAACAUCAACGAAAUCCUCUCGCAUCAAAUCCUCCUCCCUAUCAUUUUCACACACAUGCGUCCACUCAACAAGGUUCUGGAGGCUCAGAUGCACAAUUAGGAUGGAGAGUGGGUGGUUCAGUGACUGGUUUUGGAGGUGGAGGAGUACAGAGAGCCUCUCCAACCACCAACUCCAUGAUGAUGAUGCAGGGUACUUCAACAACAGCAAAUGCAGGAACAAUCUAUGGUGUGGACGAUGAGAGAAUGCAUUAUGAAAAACAUUUGAGAGAGAAGGAACGAGAGGAGAGCAUGCAGAUGCAUCAUCAACAGUAUGACUCGAAUCGAGAACAUCAUCCUUCUUCUCAUGCUCGUCAUUAUCACGAUGGGUUCAUGUUAUCCAAGAUGGAAUCUUCUAAAUAUCUGAAUUUAUCAAAUAUGGAAGGUCAUACUUUCGAUGGCAAUUUAGCUCAACAUUCAGCAUCAUCCUAUCAUCCUACUGAAUGCUAUUACCAGAUGAAUCAUCACGAGUAUAGUAGAAAUAUGCCAUCGAGCUCCUCUGUUGCUGCAAGUACUUUGCAUCAUCAUCAAGAACCACAUUAUUAUGAUCAUUACGCUCCAAAUCAUGCAUUACAACCUUCUUUGAAAAAGACAAAAAUCAUGUCUCAUCAAGAACGAAAAGAAUUCAUGCAUGAUGACCAUCAUCUUCAACACGAGCACAUUUUGGUGAAACAAAUCAUGAAGAACAUGUAG